UCAUCCCGUGCCAGAGUAUAUCACGUAACAACCAACAAAGUUAUCCUGGGAGAAGGUUGCUUGCCGGCAAUUCCAGUCCAAAGCAAACAGGAAAAAAGGGGAAACAAAGAAAAAGUGAAAGAUAUCACAGUUUAGUGGGCUCCCGCUCCCAAUCGUCGCUGGGCUAAUCUAAUACGAAAGAAGAAUAGAGAAGAAAGCCUCUCUCUCGUCACUGUACUCAUGCGUCUUUAUUUUUCUCAAUCCAUCUCUGAUUCCAGACUUCUGCGAUUCAAUCCCCUCCCUCCAUUCCUCCUCACAAAUACCUAGGCCAUCCUCCGAUCAAUGUCCGUACCCGGUGGGACACCAGUUCGGAUGGCCCGGAAGAAGAAGAACAAGAAGCCCCUUGUAAAGGUUUCCCGAUCUUCCCCUCACUUUCCCUAAGAAAACUCGCUGUAAUUCCAUCACUCAGUCCCACCCGUUCAUCUCAGGGUCUUGAUCGGUAAUCGCCGUUGAUUUUUUCCCCUCUUUUUCCGUCAUGGAGUCUUUGAGGAGGAAGAGGAAAGGAAGCGAAACCCUUGUUCGCCCCGAUCUUCUACGUAUUUUACCGUCCUGUCGGAAAACCUCAUCAUCGUCGCAUCUGUCGUUGGAAGACUGCUCGCGUCAGAAGAAGAAGUGCAAGGAGCACAAGCAGCAGGAAGAGACCGAUGCUGCCACAUCUUCCAAGAGCAGACUCACCGGUGUUGUAACGGCCCCGCCUUUGGGCAGCUCAUCGACAGACCCACCUGGACGUGGGCUCAAGCGGAAACUAGGAUGCAUCGAGUCUGCUACCCAGAUCGGACGCAAGAAGAAGCUCGAGCAGGAAUAUGUUCUCGGCCCUGAGAUCGGGCAGGGGAAGUUCGGGUCCGUCCGCAUCUGCCAAAGUAAAGCCAGUGGGGCACAAUUCGCGUGCAAAACCCUGCCGAAGGUGGGAGAUGAGACUGUCCAUCGGGAAGUUGAGAUAAUGCAGCAUCUUUCCGGGCAUCCGAGUGUCGUGACGCUGCAGGCAGUUUAUGAGGAUCGCGACUGCUUCCAUCUUGUGAUGGAGUUGUGUUCAGGGGGACGGUUGCUUGAUGAGAUGGUUAGAGAGGGACAGUAUGCUGAGCACCGGGCUGCGAUUUUGAUCAAGGAACUGAUCUUGGUGAUCAAGUAUUGCCACGAUAUGGGGGUCGUGCACCGUGACAUAAAGCCAGAGAAUAUCCUUCUUACGGCGACAGGGAAGGUGAAGCUGGCAGACUUCGGAUUGGCUGUGCGGGUUUCGAAUGGUCAGAGCCUGUCUGGUGUGGCCGGGAGCCCAGCCUAUGUUGCCCCAGAAGUUCUCAUGGGACAUUAUUCAGAGAAAGUAGACAUCUGGGGUGCUGGUGUCCUCCUUCAUGCCCUGUUGGUUGGCGUCCUUCCCUUUCAUGGGGACACUUUGGAGGAUGUUUUUGAGGCAAUAAAAACUGUGAAGCUCAAUUUCCAUGGUGGGAUGUGGGAGUCUAUAUCGAGACCUGCCCGGGAUUUGCUCGGGCGCAUGCUGACCAGGGAUGUUUCAACAAGGAUAACCGCAGACGAAAUACUAAGACACCCGUGGAUUGUGUUCUACACGGAACGCACACUGAAAACACUAACCAUCAAGUCGAAAGUUAGAAACCAAGGAGGAGAGCCUUCCUGCCUAACUCCUGUCAGGCCUGGACUGGUUGUGGAAAGAAUAACCAUGUCUGAAAUGCCUACGGUAGAAAGCUUGGGCCGUCUCCUGUCGUUGGGAAGUUCGAGCCAGAAAUCCGAAGAGCAGGAAGACUGUGGCUUGGUCGAUGCGCUUACUGCAGCAAUCUCGUGCGUGAGGAUAUCUGAACCUAAGCGGAGCAGGCUCUGUGGCCCAGUUAACCCGAUCCAACAGGAGUGCUCCUCUAAAAUGAAGGCUAACCUCUGUACAGCAUUUUGAGUCUGAUGUAUAACAUCUGACACCUCCACCACGCCAGAAGACGAAAUUGGUGGUGGGGCAACUUACGCAACAACACGAUUUGAAGCUGACCUGACCGUAACUCAGCGAAAGAUGCGACAGUCUCAGGUUCCAUUUUUUUUUCCCUGAAGGCCUGAAAGUAGUAUGCUCUUCUUGGUUUUGACUCAUGCCUUAGCUUUAACCUAAUUAAGAAUUGUGGGGGAGCUGGCGUGUAAAUUGCAUGUAGAUAGAACGUGGGAGUUUGUGUGUGCGUGUGUGCUCGUGCGUGCGUGUGUGACUUUGUUCAAUGUUUAAUGCCAUGGAUUUUGAUCUCAUGUUGAUAACGAAAUCCGUGACACUUGAAGCUAAGGAAUGUAUUUCAUCCCCUUUAGAUGGUUGUCAUA
Magnolia sinica is the source of this 2340-nucleotide messenger RNA. Its product is annotated as serine/threonine-protein kinase PEPKR2. Gene Ontology annotation, cellular component: cytoplasm; nucleus. The record is from RefSeq and is a predicted model, not a curated record. Gene Ontology annotation, molecular function: ATP binding; calcium-dependent protein serine/threonine kinase activity; calcium/calmodulin-dependent protein kinase activity. Gene Ontology annotation, biological process: intracellular signal transduction; peptidyl-serine phosphorylation; protein autophosphorylation. The transcript has 3 exons. Bases 515 to 1939 code for a protein of 474 amino acids. NCBI's taxonomy places the organism in Eukaryota, Viridiplantae, Streptophyta, Magnoliopsida, Magnoliales, Magnoliaceae.